Knipowitschia caucasica is the source of this 1965-nucleotide messenger RNA. NCBI's taxonomy places the organism in Eukaryota, Metazoa, Chordata, Actinopteri, Gobiiformes, Gobiidae. The record is from the annotation of a GenBank genome assembly.
AUGGACAACGAACUUGUGGACAGCGCGUUCACUGCAGACCCAGGAGGGGCAGGGGAGCAUGAUGAGGAUCCUACAGCAGCAGCAGCAGCAGAGAUGGUCAGUAGGCAGCUUUCAGAAGCAGGGCGUUUUGCGUAUGCUGCUCUGUGUGCAGUGUCCUUGGGUCAGCUGUUUGGAGAGCCUGGACACAGUGCCUUCAGGGAGCCAUACCUGCAGGGCCUGGUGCGGUGGCUGGCCUUGGACGACUCGGUCUUACCUGUAAUGAGGGCUUUCCUCUCUGGGCUUGGCUGUGAGGGCUCGGACACCUUCCUCUCCAUCCUACAGGCUGAACCACUGCUUUCUACUGGGGCUGCCUCCAUCAUCCAGGACCUGGUGUCUUUUUCAGUUAAAGAUGGCCAGUAUGAUGCCAGAUCACGAGUUCUGAUCCGUCAUGUCAGCUGCCUCCUCAGAGUGUCUCCACAGCAGCUCGAGGAGUUCGAGGAAACACUGGGAGAGAGGCUGAGGGAGGCCAAGGAGGAGACGGAAGAGGAGUCCUCUCGGCGGAAGAAGAAGGAAAGGGGUCGCAAAUUGCGCCGCUACCUCCUAAUUGGACUGGCAACUGUGGGAGGAGGAACCGUGAUCGGUGUGACAGGUGGACUGGCGGCCCCUCUGGUGGCGGCUGGGGCAGGAGCAGUGCUGGGGGCCGGAGGAGCUGCUGCUCUGGGAUCAGCCACUGGCAUCGCCAUAAUAGCCUCUCUGUUUGGGGCCGCAGGGGCUGGACUCACAGGCUAUAAGAUGAAUAAAUGUGUUGGAGCCAUUGAGGAGUUUGAAUUCAGGCCAAUGAGUUCUGGAAAGCAUCUGCACCUCACUAUAGCUGUUACUGGAUGGCUCUGCAAUGGGAAAUACAAUUCAUUCCAGGCCCCUUGGUGCCGGCUGGGGGAUUGUGGGGAGCAGUAUUGCCUGGUGUGGGAGUCACGUUUUCUCAGAGACCUGGGUUCAGCCAUGACCUCCCUGCUGGAUGGCCUGGUCAGCAUGGUGGCGCAGGAAGCACUCAAAUACACUGUCCUCUCAGGCAUAGUGACCGCACUCACAUGGCCAGCCUCUCUCUUAGCUGCAGCCAGUGUGAUUGACAACCCGUGGUGUGUGUGUUUGAGCCGCUCUGCUGAGGUGGGAAAGCACUUGGCACAGGUUCUGAGGAGCAGGCAGCAGGUCCGACAAAAAGCUUCAGGGAAGCGUCCUGUCAGCCUGAUUGGCUUCAGCCUCGGAGCCAGAGUUAUUUACUUCUGUCUGCAAGAGCUUGCAAAUGAACAAGACAGUGAAGGGAUGGUGGAGGACGUGGUCUUACUGGGAGCUCCUGUGGAGGGCUCUGAAAAAGCAUGGAAGAAAAUGACGAGAGUUGUGGCUGGAAAAAUUGUUAAUGGAUACUGCAGAGGAGAUUGGCUCUUAGGGUUCCUGUACAGAAGCUCUUCCGCUCAACUAUCUGUUGCCGGGUUACAGCCAAUCAAUGUGCAGGAUCGGCGCAUAAUCAAUGUAGAUCUGUCUUCUGUGGUCAAAGGCCACUUAGACUACAUGCGUCAGAUGGACACGAUCCUGGUGGCAGUGGGAGUGCCAACAAAUGAAGUCCAAGGAACCUCUGUCAGUCUAUUGUCUGAGUCUGUGGCCCUUCAAAAUGGGACAGUGAAUUUAUCAGACCCGACAUCAAGGGAGCACCAGACUCCUCAUGAGGACAUCCAAGAGGCAGAGGAACAAGCCACAGACGGCUGGGAUAUCCCUGAUAUUUCGGACUUGCUGGACACAUUAAGUGAAAGUGAAGCAGAGAACAGUGAAAUCACAGUGCCACUUUCUUCUCAGGACGAUGCUUCAGUCUGUGACACUGUUCCCGAUGGGCACAGCGCAGAGGAGGCUGAUAGUGAGCACAUAUCCUGGAGCUGGGAUGAUACACAGUGGAUCACAGAACAUACACUUGAACAGAAGAGGCCACACUUGUAA